AAGGCAUUUAGUCCUCGAUCUUUUAUGAUUCCGCUAUACAAAGUAUUCUGGCAUAUGAAGACAAUUCGACAUAAUGAAUUCUAAAGAAGGAUGCUGCGGACUCAGAACGCCGUGGGGAAAUAAUUGAAGUGAACCAGCGGAAAGAAUCGAAUGGCUUCUGUAGAGCUUCUUUAUAUAGAUGAAGGAAGAGGCAGACAACCCGAUCCUCCCUGCGUCCUUGACUGGGCUUCCAAUUCGGUUCAUGUUCGUAAAGCGAGCAGUUUAGCCGGAGGGGCGCUCUCUAUCUCAGCUCCGGUCUGCAAAGGACUGUGUAAUUCAGCACCAAGGACGGUUCCCCUUAACGGAGGUCCGCAUUUUAAACACGGUCACCCUGCGUUGGAGAAGGUCAGAGUGUGCUGCGACGAGGAAUCAGAGACAUCUUUCACCUAUGUCGACGAGAAUGUGAAUUUGCGCCUGGCAAGCCCUGGGAAAAGUGGGGAAAGUAUCCACAAAUCCUGUAGGCCUAAUGACUGUGCGAGCGACAUUCGGCCCGAGGGGUUGCAUGAGCUCUCCCUAAUGUCAGAUGAUGAUCUCGCAUCAGAAAGUUCGGGGGCAUCUGUAGAUUACGGUUUUAUAAGCGCGGUCACUUUCCUAGUCACUGGGAUCUCGUUAGUGAUUAUAUCCUAUGCAGUCCCUCGCGGGGUCAAAGUGGACCCGGAGAGUGUGUCCGCGAGGGAGAUGGAGAGGCUGGAAAUCGAAAGUGCCAGGGUAGGGGCACACCUGGAUAGGUGCGUGAUAGCGGGGCUUUGUCUACUGACGCUGGGCGGGGUAGUGCUGUCCACUCUGCUAAUGAUAUCUAUGUGGAAGGGAGAGAUGUACAGGAGAAAAGCCUUUGCAUAUUCCAAGCACUCAGCGAAACUAUACGGCUCCAUCAUUUUAAAAACGAGGUCUAGCCCUAGUCGGUCGUCCGCACACCUGUCUAUGAAGGAAGAGAUAGAGGAGACCUUGAAUUAAAAUGAUAUCCAGUUGAUAAAAUACUUUGUCUUGUGUUACUAAGCCAGAGCAACACAAUAACGCAUGAUGCAGGUUCUCCAGACACAAAGCGUGCAACCUGAACACAGCAGUCGGUCUACCUACAGUACAUUAGCAUAACUGUUCAAAUAUUCAUUUGUUUUAAUAUCCAAGAUUAUGAAGUAUACAUUGUCUUAUAGUAUCAUCUCCAUAUCAUUUAAUGGCCUAUUUAACCAGGUAAGCAAAUUGCCAAAAUGAUACAGAAUGAAAAAGCAUGAC
This is a messenger RNA of Salmo salar (Atlantic salmon), 1269 nucleotides long. It is a transcript of the gene tmm74, whose product is annotated as Transmembrane protein 74. NCBI's taxonomy places the organism in Eukaryota, Metazoa, Chordata, Actinopteri, Salmoniformes, Salmonidae. The record is from RefSeq and is marked provisional.